This is a messenger RNA of Babesia ovata, 2919 nucleotides long. Its product is annotated as TBC domain-containing kinase. Gene Ontology annotation, biological process: protein phosphorylation. The transcript has 3 exons. Bases 1 to 2919 code for a protein of 972 amino acids. The record is from RefSeq and is a predicted model, not a curated record. Lineage: Eukaryota; Apicomplexa; Aconoidasida; Piroplasmida; Babesiidae. Gene Ontology annotation, molecular function: protein kinase activity; ATP binding.
AUGGAUCAGCACGGAUUUCGGAAUGAAUUUUCGAAAUUGAACCUAGUUUUUGAGCACAUAAAGCUGACUGGACCGGGCAUCGACGUAGCAGGGGACCAUGGGAAGGGAGUCGUCUCGGAGGCGUUCCAAUACCUCAGGACGCUCUGGCAUCCAAAUGUGUGCUGCUAUACGGACAUGUUGAGAACGGCCAAGGGUACCUAUGUGCUAGUGUCUGAAGGUUACUCUCUAACUUUGGACGACGUUAUAAAGAACUACGCACAAAGAGGGAGUGGAUACAUCAGUGAAGGUGUGACUACGAGCCUUAAAUUCGAUGCUAUAGCUCAUCAAAUUAUUUGCGGGUUACAGUACCUCCAUGCGCAUGGCGUCGAGCACGGGGCGCUUGGACCGCAUAACAUAUACAUUCACAGUGACGGCACUGCAAAGAUCGGAUGUUACGCAGCGCACUACCUCCAUAGGGUUGCCUCUACGGCCCACGUGAAGGCAAACCGUAUUGGCAGCAACCCUAAUCAUCGAGGCGCUCCCGUGGUUGAUCGAACCCUCCGUGACACUGCUGGCCCCGAUGGACUCAAUUCCUACGGGUCUAUAAAAUGCCACAGCUCCCCAGAAUUGUUGUCAGGCAAGUGCCGCCAGACUGCCUGGAUAGACGCGGUUAAGAACGAUAUUUGGGCCUUGGGCAUGACCUGCCUGCAGAUUAUAGGAGCCAUUAUAGCCCAAGAAAGCGAACAUUCAUCGCAAAAGGAAUCGCAUACUGUCACUAAGAACAUUAGAUCAGUCAGAACUUACGAAGAAAUGGCCAAAUUGUCUCAAUGUACGAACGACCCAUCGUUGCAGAAGGAUGCAUUCAAGGCAUCAGGUUCACUCAUCCGUUUGGCAAAAGAACGUAUGGGCGGUGUAGCUGAUCUAUCAGCCGUUGGCAUUGACGUAGUUGGGAUAUGUGCGGAAGCUUCUACCUCAAAUGACGACGAUCAGCCCCAACAAUGGAGCGAGGACGCACUCGCCCGACUGCUACCAAAAGUACUUAAUGACCCCGCUCCCACACCGGUUGUAGUCCAUUUUGACUUAACGGAUGAACCCAAAGGCGCUGUGAAUCGGCAACCACCGACCGCACCGAAUACAACGGAAGCUGAGUCGCAGGGUAACCAGGAUUCCUCUGAGUCCGACAAUACUUCAUCGCAGUCCAAAGCCAUAUACGGUGUUGUCCGAGAAAUACUGAAUUGGUACACAGGUAAAUCAGUCGUCGAAGAUCUGCUGGGUUUUGUUGGAAUUGAUCUCAAAAAAGGGCGGACCGAUCCAUCUAGGGAAAACAACGCCACAGUUCAACAGGUCUAUUCCAUUUUCCAUAUCGCAACUCAGUGCCUCAUCAUCGACCCAGUAAAGAGACCAACUGUGAUGGACAUUCUCAUACUCCAGCAAUCGAAGGCACGAGGUGGAAGGAUAUACAGGGACGGUCAGGAAGACACCUUCGAUUGGAGUGUGAUAUCCGCCAAGCGCGCUGGCGCCAAGUACAGCUUGGGGCUGCGCAUACCAAUUAACGAAUUCCUCAAUCGCAGUUACCGGAAAAGGCACCUAAACAUCAGGGAGUUGGACAAACUUGAGCUGCACAUUGACGACCUGUUCUACUUGUGGCGACUGAUGGGAAACGAUCCACUCGAUUUGAUAGAGGACGCAGAAUAUGUCACUGCAGAAAAGGAUGAUACCUACUCGAGACAAAACGUGCCGCUGCAUGAACUUUUGAAAACGUGCACCAAAGCAGACCUGUUCCCCAUCAUCAUAGAACACCAAAUCAGACCAACGUGCGCCUACGCAAGGCAAUUCUCAUUCCUUUACCAAUGGAUACGACUCAGAAGGUUUGAUAAGCUGCUCCAUAACGGACUGGAAAGUAAAUACCAGAUAGCAACAGAGGCACAACUUGAUGUUCCUCCGAUGCGCCGAAAGCACAUUUGGUGCGUGAUUUUAGGGCUUGACGCUCCCUUCGGAUUGCCGAUGUCUAGUGUAGAAUUGGACGAACCCAUGGAGGAGACUGUGGCUGUAGAAAUUAAAAAGGCGUUGAAGCGAUUUGACAAUGACCUCUUGUACUCUCGGCGAUGCGUAGAACUCAUGGCGAAGGUUGGAUGCGCAAUCCAGCAGGAUCACGGCCUCGAAUCGCUACCUAGUUCGCUAUACGUCACAUUCGGCCCUUUGGUAGUCCAGUACUACGAGUUCAGCGAACUGUUCAUGGAUGCUGCCAUGAAUCUUUUCGACAAAUACCUGAAAAGCUACUAUGUGCCAUCGGGAUCCUUUGUGCAGAACGACCUGGAGGAAUUCAAUACCAUGCUAAACUUUUUCGACCCCGAGGUGGCGGCGCACCUGCAGCGUGUCGGAGCCUUUGCCGACUCCUUCGCUCUGCUGUGGUUCAUGAGCCUCUUCGCGGAAACCGCAUCUUUGCAACAGAUAAAUAUGCUGUGGGAUACGAUGCUCAACUUCCCGCGCAACUACGUCAAGUACCUCGCCGUGGGAGUAUUGCACAGCGCCAGAGACGGGAUUCUGCAAACCACCACCGCGCCGAACGCCAUAUCGUACAUCUCAAGCCUCAUAGAUGCGAUCAACGCCCCGAUGCUCAACUCCAUGUGCAUCAUAAUCUACACCAUCUGGGACCACAUCCUGUUCCCCAAGGAAUCGGCGCGGGCAAAGGGCAUAGCAAGGUUUGACAGCAUCCCAGAAAAGACCAACUCGUUGGAUGUCGGAUUCGUUGCGACUGAAGCUGGAGUUGAUGGAACUGUAAACGUGGAACGGACCAUGUUCUCCUUCAGCGCUGAUGUUUAUCCGCGUCAAAGAUGCUUCAAACUGGCGCUGAAGCAGUUUGCGGAAGUUUUCGACGGCUGCCUCGUUGUUGAUUUACGCUCCGCGGACGCUUACAAGCUUGGACACAUACCCAAGUAG